Messenger RNA from Temnothorax curvispinosus, 1822 nucleotides. Its product is annotated as solute carrier family 25 member 46-like. The record is from RefSeq and is a predicted model, not a curated record. The transcript is spliced from 5 exons. Lineage: Eukaryota; Metazoa; Arthropoda; Insecta; Hymenoptera; Formicidae. The coding region runs from base 135 to 1322 and encodes 395 amino acids. Gene Ontology annotation, biological process: mitochondrial membrane fission; mitochondrial fission. Gene Ontology annotation, cellular component: mitochondrial outer membrane.
GAUCCAGCGGAAUCGCGAUGGCUGCUGGUGAGUGAUGGACAUCUCAACGGCGUGACGACGGGGAAGUCUGCUGGUUCGAGCAAAUGUUUAACGAAACGAGCUAGCCGUCGACGAAUUUGUUUCGCGCAGGAAGAAUGGCGGGAUUGGAGAGCUACGGGGACGUGUACAGGGGUCGGCCUGCCAGGUCGUGGGAGUCGGGGACGCAGAGGUACUACGGUCGAGAGGUUAUCCGUCCACUGGACAUACCCGUUAUCCAUCCUCUGGCGGAGGACAAUCCACCGGUCAUCGACGAUGACAUCGCUGUGAGCAAGUACGUCGGACUGGGCUGCGGCUUGGCGAGCCUGAUCACGGGAAAUCUGCUGAUCCACCCCUUUGUGGUGUUGCGGAGACAGUGCCAAGUCAAUCCGGGCGCGAUCAAGUAUCACCUGAUGCCCAUAACUCUAGUACCCGUGAUAAUACGUUUGCACCAGACCCAGGGUAUAAACACACUGUGGAAGGGGAUUGGCUCGGUUCUACUUGUAAGAGGCAUGACGUUGGCCGUCGAGGAUCUGAUCUCGAAGAUCACGCCGUGGCAAAAAAAGAUCACUUGUAAUAGCUCGAUGAAAGCGUUUGGCCAACACAUCCUCCUCAAGUGUAUCGCCAUAGGUAUAGUGACCCCCUUCUAUUCCGCGUCACUCGUGGAGACCGUUCAAUCCGAGAUUGCUUCUGAAUGUCCCGGUAUCUUGGACGUUUUUCGGGACGGUGCAAUUCGCCUGCUCGACAUAUGCAACAAGGGCAGACUCAUUCCGAUCUACGCUCUUGUACCACCCACUAUAGUUUAUGGAGUAUCGAAAUAUCUUUUCAGCCUCGUUGUGAAAGGGAUUACUAGUCGGAUUAUGCACGUCAGGCACAAACAUUCGCAGGAAGUAAGAGGCGCGUACAGUAAGGACUUGCUGUCCGAGAGCGUCAUCCAGGAUAUAGAGACGCAGUCGAUCCUUGUUUCGAUGUGUGCGGCCGACAUCGUGUUUUAUCCUCUUGAAACUGUUAUACAUCGGUUACACCUUCAAGGUACGCGCACCAUUAUCGACAACCUGGACACCGGAAGAAGCGUCACGCCGUUACUGACUGGAUAUAGCAGCGCGGCCGAUUGUUACCGCACAAUAAUCUCAACCGAAGGGCCGCUUGGCUUGUACAAAGGAUUCGGUGCCCUUAUCUUGCAAUUCGCGGUACAUUUCAUGGUGCUGCGCGCGACAAAGUGGAUCCUGACAGAACUGGGCACGAUGCUGAUGCCGAAACCUAAGCCGAUAAAACCGCAGAAAUCUCCGUGCUAUGACGAAAUAUAAAGGAGACCUGUAACAAAAAAUGUAAGAUAUACGGGAUUAUUUAUUUUUUUCCUUUAUUGUUGAUUUAUACAAGACGAAAGAUCGAAUUUGUAACGAAGAUAGUUUCCAAACACAUUCUUCGAUGAUUUUUAAUGAAUUAAGAUGUCGCAGAGAUCUUCGUGUUUUCCAUGCAGCUAAUGUUAUAAAAUUUUUUGCAUCUACGCGACUGUGAUGACGCAAAUUUUCUAUACUGUACGUUUUACAGCUAACGCGAAUUAAAACAGGAAAGGCAAUAGAGUUCUGCAUAAAAAUUCUUAGAACGUUUAAGUAUCAAAUUUAUAUGAAAUAUCGACAAUAUUUAUAGAUAGUCGUUCUUGUACGACAUCGUCAUUUUCAGUGAACACUUUCUACACCCGAUAAAGUGUAAUUAUGUGAUGUGAUUUAUGGGACUUUGUUAGAUUAUUAUGUCGACAUACAUGUUAUAGAUUGUUUACGAGGAAAAUAAAUCGAUGUAUACUAUA